Molecule: messenger RNA, 2511 nt
Organism: Bicyclus anynana (squinting bush brown)
Lineage: Eukaryota; Metazoa; Arthropoda; Insecta; Lepidoptera; Nymphalidae
Product: toll-like receptor 13
Exons: 7
Coding region: 161-2359 (732 amino acids)
Biological process (GO): toll-like receptor signaling pathway; inflammatory response; immune response
Cellular component (GO): membrane
Molecular function (GO): transmembrane signaling receptor activity; protein binding
Source: RefSeq, a predicted model, not a curated record
UGCCCUGGGCCUAUGGGCUGUUAAAAUAGGCUGGUAUUGAUAAAUAAUCUCUAUUUUCAGACUGUAUUGGCUUGUUCUGCUCAUCUCUACAGCGGCGGCAGGGGAGGCGCGACCGGAAUGGCAGCGAAUUCCAAAAGAAGCGCCUUGUCUUACGGGGUACAUGACAGAUGUGCAGUCAUGGGUCGGGGAAUACGGUGAAUUUACCAGAAACGUCGAUAAGAAUUAUUCAAUCGACUUGUCAGAGACUCGCAACGUAGUGAAGAGCCUGGAGCAGAGGUUGUAUUCGACGAAGUACUCGAAACAGCACCGAUUCAAAUACUUGAGCAUCGCCAACUCCUACCUAACUAGAGUUCCUUCGAUAUUUAGAAUGGAAGACUCCUACAACCGUAGACUGGCGGAUACGCUAGAGUUCUUGACCGUGUACGGCAACAACUUUGGUGCUAUGGACCCAUACAGCGACAUGUAUAGGAUUGACAUGAACGCUACCGAUGCACGGGAGUUGGACGUUUCAGAUCAAUUUCAAUUAAGCAUUUUAAGUCAAUGGUCAACUGGUUUACACCUCCAGACGUUUCGUAGUCUCAGGGAGUUAGACCUUCGUGCGUGUUCCAUACAAGUAGUUGGUGCUAACACAUUUGAAAGAAUGCCAGAAUUAAGAAAACUAUAUUUAAGUGAAAACAAUAUUUACCAUAUUGAUGCAAACGCUUUUGAAUCAUUAAAAAGCCUGAGACAUUUGGAUUUAAGUCGUAAUUAUGCUUACGACCAACAUGGCAAUCGGUUGCCGAUUGAAUAUGGGUCACUUAAUGUUUUUAAACGUUUAAAGUUACUGGAGUCCUUGGAUUUUUCUUAUACGAGAUUCGGAUCGCGAAAUGUUGGCAUUCUUAGUCAAAUAGCAAAGAGUUUAACAAGGUUAUCACUGUGUAAUACAGGCUUAGGAAGGUUAAGAAACAAUACGUUUAAUACAACUUCUAUAAGACUGCUCGAUGUGUCUGGUAACAAUGAAAUUCUGUCCACACCCGAAGUAUUGGGAGGUUUAGAACAGUAUUUGGAAAUUUUGUAUGCUGCUAAUGUUACUUUAAGAAAUAUGGAUGGUUUUAGGAAUUUCUCGCAUUUAGAAAUUCUCAAGUUAACUAACAAUGAGAUUAGUACAGUACCUGAAAUCGUGGCAGCAACAUUGACAAAUCUAAAAAUUCUCGACUUAGACAACAACAGAAUGACGUCGUGGCCAAACAAUACAUUUAGAGCAAUGCCUAGGCUUAAAUUGUUAUCACUGAAAAACAAUAACAUAAAUAUUAUAACACAAAAUAUGUAUUUUGAUAUAGAGAAACUAUCGUUUUUGGGUUUAGCCGGCAAUUUUCUAGUUUGCAAUUGCCACGCCAGAGAUUUAUAUGAAGUUGCAUCAAACAAUGAAUUGCUUUUCAAUAGCACCACUUUCUACUCUAUCGGUGAAGAUUUUGUAGAUCCUUUGAGAUUUCAUAGAGGAUUUAAGGAUUAUAACAAAGUUAUACAUGAGAGGAGGAAUAUUACCAGUUUUUGUGAAGAAAGAGAAACUUGUGAAGUGGAAUUUAAUGAUGAAGUCGUUGGUAACUAUUUACUACUAGAUUAUGAAGACUAUGCAAGCCAGUACAAAUGCCUUUCAAUAACCGAAGGGAAGUCAACAAGACUUUAUAAUGUACCCACUUGCAGCGCAAGUACCAGAGACAUUACAGACUUAGAUGUAAUACUAUCUGAGGGAUGGAAUAAAUAUUUACUGUUGCUGCUACCGACGAUGUUGUUGCCAUUUAUGUUAUGUGCUUAUGUUUUUAGAAAGAAUUUUAAAUACUUUUUAAUAACCGUCCGAAAUUCAGCGAUGUUAAGUUUGAUCAACAAAAAUGACUCUCCAGAUGACGACACAAUUUUCAACUACGACGUAUUUGUGUCUUAUUGCAACGAGGACAGAGCAUGGGUGCUGGAUGACCUUCUCCCACACGUUGAGAAAGAUUGUAAUAUUAGCGUAUGCCUUCAUGAGAGAGAUUUUCAGGUCGGUCUCUCUAUUUUGGAAAAUAUUGUAUCCUGUAUGGACCGUUCUCGUAUGAUCAUGCUUAUAAUUUCGAAAAGGUUUCUGUUAAGCCAGUGGUGUCAGUUUGAGAUGCAUCUUGCUCAGCAUAGGUUGUUAGAGACACGCCGCGAGGAUCUCAUUCUAGUUCUUCUAGAAGAAAUCCCAAAGCGACUGAGACCAAACACAUUACACUAUUUGAUGCUAACAAAGACUUACAUAGUGUGGCCAAAAGAAGAAAGUGAACAGAACCUGUUUUGGAAAAGAAUGAAGAAGAGUCUAGUGACACACAAGUUGAGAAGUACAGAAAAUGUGUCUCUGGCUUAAAUAGCUUUGGCAUUGACUUCUUAAAUCCUCGCGAAGAAGAGUUGGAAACGCAUUCUGGUAGAUCGAUGCUUAGAGAAUCAGGGUUUCUUAAUAACGACUAGCGGAGGCCCGAGCUUUGUAAUACCUGCCAAAGGAACGAUUUUCCAAUACCU